Molecule: messenger RNA, 1920 nt
Organism: Hyla sarda
Lineage: Eukaryota; Metazoa; Chordata; Amphibia; Anura; Hylidae
Gene: SMARCD1
Product: SWI/SNF related, matrix associated, actin dependent regulator of chromatin, subfamily d, member 1
Exons: 13
Coding region: 137-1666 (509 amino acids)
Biological process (GO): regulation of transcription by RNA polymerase II
Cellular component (GO): nucleus; SWI/SNF complex
Source: RefSeq, a predicted model, not a curated record
CCUUAUCCAAAAUGGCGCUGGUUUACUUCCGGACUUUCAUUCUAGCCGGCUGCUCAUUGUAGCGCCGUUCUGCCAGCAGCUUGGCCCCCCUCGAGUGACUCGGUACUUCCGGUUCCGGCCCCAUUGUUGCAAAGCGAUGGCGGCGCGGGCUGGUUUCCAAUCGGUGACUCCAGGGGGAUCCGGGCCGGCUGGGGCAGCCAUGGGCCCCGGGACCCCAGGCCCGGCUGUAAGAAUGGGCCCCGCCCCAGGACAAGGGAUGUACCGCUCUCCGAUGCCCGGAGCAGCCUACCCGCGGCCUGGAAUGCUUCCGGGCAGUCGCAUGACUCCUCAGGGACCAGCCAUGGGUCCUCCCGGUUAUGGAGGAAGUCCAGCUGCUCGCCCAGGGAUGGCUCAGUCAGGCAUGGACCAGUCCCGUAAGAGACCUGCACCUCAACAGAUUCAGCAAGUACAGCAACAACAAGCAGCUCAGAAUAGGAAUCACAGUGCUAAAAAGAAGAAGAUGGCUGACAAGAUUCUACCUCAGAGGAUUCGGGAGUUGGUACCUGAAUCUCAGGCUUACAUGGAUUUAUUGGCUUUUGAGAGGAAAUUGGAUCAGACUAUUAUGAGGAAACGUCUUGAUAUUCAGGAAGCCUUGAAAAGGCCGAUCAAGCAAAAACGAAAACUUCGGAUCUUUAUUUCUAACACGUUUAACCCAGCAAAAUCUGAUGUUGAGGAUGGAGAGGGGACUGUGGCCUCUUGGGAGCUGCGUGUAGAAGGUCGUCUCCUUGAGGACGCAGCUUUGUCCAAAUAUGAUGCUACUAAACAGAAGAGAAAGUUUUCCUCCUUUUUUAAGUCUCUGGUUAUUGAACUAGACAAGGACUUGUAUGGACCAGAUAAUCAUCUAGUGGAGUGGCACAGAACGCCGACCACGCAGGAAACAGAUGGGUUUCAGGUGAAGCGUCCUGGAGAUGUCAAUGUGCGCUGCACUGUGUUACUGAUGCUAGAUUAUCAGCCACCCCAAUUUAAGCUUGAUCCUCGCUUGGCUCGUCUUCUCGGUAUUCACACCCAGACUCGUCCCGUCAUCAUCCAAGCCCUAUGGCAGUAUAUCAAAACUCAUAAGCUUCAGGACCCUCAUGAAAGAGAGUUUAUAAUCUGUGACAAGUACCUCCAGCAGAUCUUCGAGUCCCAGCGGAUGAAAUUUUCCGAGCUCCCUCAGAGACUCCAUGCCCUUCUUAUGCCACCGGAGCCCAUCAUAAUCAAUCACGUCAUUAGUGUGGAUCCAAAUGAUCAGAAGAAGACGGCUUGUUAUGAUAUCGAUGUUGAGGUGGAUGAUACUUUGAAAACACAGAUGAAUUCCUUCCUCCUUUCCACUUCCAGUCAGCAAGAAAUUGCAGCUCUAGAUAACAAGAUCCAUGAAACCAUCGAAACAAUCAAUCAACUGAAGAUCCAGAGGGAAUUUAUGUUAAGUUUUGCCCGUGACCCUCAAGGGUUCAUCAAUGACUGGUUGCAGUCUCAGUGCCGUGACCUUAAGACUAUGACUGAUGUUGUGGGCAAUCCUGAAGAGGAACGCAGGGCAGAGUUUUAUUUCCAGCCCUGGGCUCAGGAGGCUGUAUGUCGAUAUUUCUACUCAAAGGUGCAGCAAAGACGUCAGGAGCUGGAACAAGCUCUGGGGAUUAGAAACACAUAACAAGCUACCUUUUGGAUCUAUUAAACAGAGUGUACCUCAUAGCCAACAUCUUGACAUCUUCUUGAGGCUUUAGGAAGCUGCUCUAGAUUGUUCCGGAUUUGAGGAAUCUAUGAAACGACUGACAAUUGGAAUAAGGACACACUAAUAGUUAUUUAUACUCUCCUCAGUUGUUACAUAAAGUAAAGGCCAGAGAAUACUUGAGGGCUAGGCAUGUUAUAUUCCGAAGGAUAAAGUACAUUUAUUUUUAGACUUCC